CUGGCGCCGGACCGGAAGCGGGAGGCUGCAGGGGCGGGCUGGCGGGCGUCUCCUUUCCGGCUGGUCCCCAUGGAGGCGCUGGGGAAGCUGAAGCAGUUCGAUGCCUACCCCAAGACUCUGGAGGACUUCCGGGUCAAGACCUGCGGGGGCGCGGCGGUGACCAUUGUCAGUGGCCUUCUCAUGCUGCUACUGUUCCUGUCGGAGCUGCAGUAUUACCUCACCACCGAGGUGCAUCCUGAGCUCUACGUGGACAAGUCGCGGGGAGAUAAGCUGAAGAUCAACAUCGAUGUACUUUUUCCACACAUGCCUUGUGCCUAUCUGAGCAUUGAUGCCAUGGACGUGGCUGGGGAACAGCAGCUGGAUGUGGAACACAACCUGUUUAAGCAGCGACUGGAUAAGGAUGGCAUCCCCGUGAGCUCAGAGGCAGAGCGUCAUGAACUCGGGAAAGUCGAGGUGAAGGUGUUUGACCCUGACUCCCUGGACCCUGGCCGCUGUGAGAGCUGCUACGGUGCUGAGACUGAAGACAUCAAGUGCUGUAACACCUGUGAGGAUGUGCGGGAGGCAUAUCGCCGUCGAGGCUGGGCCUUCAAGAACCCUGACACUAUUGAGCAGUGCCGGCGAGAGGGUUUCAGCCAGAAGAUGCAGGAGCAGAAGAAUGAAGGCUGCCAAGUGUAUGGCUUCUUGGAAGUCAACAAGGUGGCCGGAAACUUCCACUUUGCCCCUGGGAAGAGCUUCCAGCAGUCGCACGUACAUGUUCAUGACCUGCAGAGCUUCGGUCUCGACAAUAUCAACAUGACCCACUACAUCCGGCACCUGUCGUUUGGGGAGGACUACCCGGGCAUUGUGAACCCCCUGGACCGCACCAAUGUCACUGCACCCCAAGCCUCCAUGAUGUUCCAGUACUUUGUGAAGGUGGUGCCCACAGUGUACAUGAAGGUGGAUGGGGAGGUGCUGAGGACAAAUCAGUUCUCUGUGACCAGACACGAGAAGGUUGCUAAUGGACUGAUGGGUGACCAGGGACUCCCUGGAGUCUUUGUGCUCUACGAACUCUCACCCAUGAUGGUGAAGCUGACAGAAAAGCACAGGUCCUUUACUCACUUCCUGACGGGGGUGUGCGCAAUCAUCGGUGGCAUGUUCACAGUGGCUGGACUCAUCGAUUCAGUCAUCUACCACUCAGCUCGAGCCAUCCAGAAGAAAAUUGACCUAGGCAAGACAACGUAGCUAUCUCCUUCCUCUGUUGUUCCCUUUUUCUCUUGUUUCUCUUGGUCUUAUGGUCAUUUUCACAGCCUCUUCCCCUCACCCCCAACUUGGAGAGUCAGUCACAGACCCAGGUUGAUAAAGCUAUUGAUUGUGGUAAUA
Erinaceus europaeus (western European hedgehog) is the source of this 1359-nucleotide messenger RNA. RefSeq names its product ERGIC and golgi 3 (gene ERGIC3). Lineage: Eukaryota; Metazoa; Chordata; Mammalia; Eulipotyphla; Erinaceidae. Gene Ontology annotation, biological process: endoplasmic reticulum to Golgi vesicle-mediated transport; retrograde vesicle-mediated transport, Golgi to endoplasmic reticulum. The record is from RefSeq and is a predicted model, not a curated record. Bases 70 to 1221 code for a protein of 383 amino acids. The transcript is spliced from 13 exons. Gene Ontology annotation, cellular component: endoplasmic reticulum; endoplasmic reticulum membrane; Golgi membrane.